AUGAAAACAGUCAAUAAAAAUGUAACUUGUGCCUUUCCUAAAUUAACUUGCACAAGUAAAAGAAGUUUAUAAACGUACAAAGUUGACACUCGUUGUUUUGAAGACAUAUUGAGCUUAAGAAGCUGCCCUCACGAUCAAAUCGUGAAUUAUUUAGAGGUCAGUGGUGCUUGCAGAAUCCGGUUUCGUUUUUGCUGUCAGCAGGCCGAGGUAUCACAUGACCCAACUGCGUCCACAUCAAACCAGACACCUGACACACCCUUUGAACAAGUCUCCACCUCGUGCAUCUUGACACCGCUCGACGGGGUGCUGUUAAAAUAAACACUGUUUUGUUGGUGAUUGUAGUCCUGCUCUUGUAUGUUUUCAGCUUCACAAAUGACAGCUUGACAACGGCGACAGUGGGGAGUGACAGGUUUCCAGUACAAGAGAAAUACACGUUUGCAUCUAGWAUACGUGAAUGACACUGUCAGCUUUUCAGUUAGAAAAUUCUUUUCCAUUGUGUUGCCGUUCUGAUGGUCAUCUGACAGUUCUUUAUUUUGCAUUGCUAGUGGCACAUUUUUCUGGUGGGAACUUUGGUUUCUUUUUAGAGACAAUGCAUUUCAGCAUUUUUAUUUGCCCCGAAAAAGACCUUUGAUAUGUGCACUGGUUGUGUAAAUAAAGGCAUCCUGGUUAGUAUUUGAUAAAUGUCACCUGUCUUCAGUCUCCGCCCCUUAUUCAAACCACACGUCUACAGAUCUAAAUGUGGGUGAGAUCCUGUAAGGAAAGGAUUASCUAGAAUUAUAUUUGUGAAUUUUCCCCGGAUUCAUAAUAAAAUGAGAUACAACCAAAUUACCCUCUUUUAUGUAACCACAUUGCAAAAGGUGCUACCAGCUCAGAAAAGAACAACUUUGACUUUGUCAAAGAAAUUAUUGGCCUGAGUGAGUGGAUGACACACUUACAUUCAUGAGGGYAAAAAAGGGAGAGUUAGUAAAGCAAAUAUUGAUCUAUUGGUAUUUACACUGCCUGCGUAUGGUUACUGAGGCUGCAUUUGACUUGCCACAGGUGAUGCAUGAAAAAGUGCUCCGCCUCUGCAGAGAAUGGGAUGUAAAUAGCAAAGCRAGGGCUAUCAUUUUACACUUGAUCCUUUGGGCAGAGGUGUAGUCAUCAGAUCACAGCAGCUCUUUCACUAUGAAAACCAGACAGCUCCAGUCAGCUGAGGUGCGCUGACAAUAUAAUUUCAAAGGAUCAGUCAACUAGCUUUUGCUGCCAUUUUUAUUUCUCAGCUAUGCCUAUUGCAGAACUUUUGGGAGUCCAGUUUGACAUGCAGCUGCUGUUGAAACUGGGUGUUUCUGUGGCUACAGUGCUGCUCCUGUCUUGGGCCUACAGGUUCUACAGCUCCAGGAAUGGGAGGGAAAUACAACCCUGUGGCAAAGAAAUACAAAAACAUGCAUGCCAAAACUGCAAGAAGACACUACAGCAUCAAAGCUUACAAGAACAAGACAAGGAUGAUGAGGACAAGCGAGGCUCGGCUACAGACUUGACAUCUGACAGCAACAAGCAAAUAAUUGCAGAAACUCUAGGCCAAGCUGAACGGAGUGAGAAGGCAUGUGUUUCUAAAAGUGAUGAAGAUAAACAUGUGGAAGAGGAAAUACUACUUCAUCAGAAUCAGCCAAUGGAUUCCAACGACAAUAUUUCACUUAGAUCUGCUUUGAGCCUUCAUGAUCCAAGAGAAAAUAAGAUGGCCACUCCAAAAGGACGCCGUUCCCCGUGCUUUUUGAAGCUGGAGAGCGGUGUUGGUGUGGGCAGAGAGUUAAGGCAGGACUUGGAACACCAGGGGGUCUACUCCAGCUUCCUCUCAAAGGCAGAAAUAAAAGUGGAAGAUGCUAAAGUACUGCUGGAAGGAUCAGAAGACCAGAUCGUGCAUGGAAAGAUUUAUGAUUACUAUGUGGAGUCUUCUUCUCUUUCAAUUACAGAUUCAAAGAAUUUGCCAGGUCAGUAUGAGAGGAACAUUGAAUCAAAGCUGGAGUUUGGAAACCAUAACAGCAGCCCCACUGAAUUGCCUUCCUCUUUAAGCCCUAUCAUUAUGCGUGAUCUGGUUUCUCAACAAAGCACAAUUGAGGAUGCCUCCUUGGAAGGAAGCCUCAGGCUGAGACGCCCUGCAAGGACUACCCUCUUACGCAAGGAAAGCUAUCUUUCUGCAGCAGAAGAGUCGGCGCUUUCUAUCCCAUUUCAGAUUCCAAGAACCUCAUCUCCAGUGACUCACUCGACAGCAUCAAUAAGUGACAGGAUUAUCUCUCUGCAAACUUCGACAGAUAGCAAUGAGCAGAAAAUUAAGGAGACUAAUUCAGAGACAACAGCAGGGGCUCAGUUCUUACACCUGGCAGGAGACAUUUGCUCUGGUACUGAUCUUGAAAUUUUAAAACAUAAAAUUGAUUUAGGUAACUGUUUAGAGGUACUUUAUCUAGCCAAGAAAAAUGGCCAGAUGUCUGUACAGCAAGCAGCCUUAGGGGUCAUGUCAGACAACUACCUGCAGGUGCUCCGGGACCCCAACCUUUAUGGACGGCUAAUGGCUAAUGAGCGAGAACAAAUUUGGAAGCAGAGAAUGAGAGGAAGACAAUUUGUCAUUGUUGCAGAUAUGAACCCUGAAGACUUGUUGAGAAGCGCAGAGGGGCAGAGAGCAAACGCAGAACAGAGGAGCACAUCCAGUGCAAUGUACUAUUAUGACGACUACAAAGACUCCUGGCAUCCUCUCUGCCUGAUCCCGCAGGAGGUCGUCUCAAAAGCUUGCGCUGUGUGUACAAUGGAUAACUACUUGUUCGUGGCAGUGGGCUGCCAAGUCAAAGACAGAGAAGUGACACCCUCAAAGAGAGUGUUUUGCUACAAUCCUUUGACAUCCAUUUGGAAAGAGAUCAGUCCCAUGAAUGAAGCCAGGCCUCGCUGCAAACUGGCAGCACUGGAUGGAUAUCUAUAUGCUAUUGGCGGGGAGUGCCUUUCCUCAGUAGAACGCUACGAUCCACGACUGGACAGGUGGACAUUUGUGGCUCCGCUGCCAAACGAUACAUUUGCUGUUGCACAUCGUGUCACAGUGUGCAGUGGAGAACUUUUUGUUUCUGGAGGUACUCUUAGGUAUAUGCUACUACGCUACAACCCUAAAACUAACACCUGGAGGCCAAGUCUAAUGGUGGGCAGCAACGACCGAACCACAGACAUGGUUGCCGUAGGAAGAUUUCUCUAUCGGUUCGAUGUUAACCCUCUGCUGGGCCUCAGCGUGUACCGCUACCACACAGUCGCACGCCUAUGGUACGAAUGCAGUUCCAAACAAAUGCAUCAUUGCCCCACCUUCCACUGUGUGCCCUUGGAUGGCACAAUCUACUGCAUCAGUCGGCAUUUCACCAUGAAGUUUGAAGCCGAUGAGAUCUCACCUGGUUUUGCAGAUGAGGAGUUGAAUGUCCUCUCUGCAGCCAAGGGCAUACUGUUUCCCUUUGUCCUUUCUCUAUCUGAUCAAUGUCCUCGACAGACAAGUGUGUAAAAAAGUCCCGUUUUACUCAUUGAUAAGAUUAGAACGUUACUGAGUAUUUCUAGAGCAUACUGUACAUCCAGUUUGAAAUUGAGUGACUUUUUAUUCUCUUGCUUAGCUCAGCCCAAUGUCAAACAUUAAUGCACAUUUUUUAUUUCAUUGUUUGAGAUGUUGAUGAUGUACCCUCUCCAAAGCCAUAAAUACUAGUUUUAUAAAUAAUACUAUAAUGCACAAAGAGAUGUGUGUUUCAUACGCCACAUCCUUGACAAUAGAUAUAAAGAAUUAGACUGUUAAUGGUAGUCAUUUUCCUGUUUGCUUGUUGUUGUUGUUGUUGUUGUUGUUGUUGUUGUUUUUUCUGGGACUGCUGCCAUGCUAAUUCUUUGCUGCUUUGAUUUGCCACUCUUUACUUCCAUUGUGGUGGUUUUAUGUCCUCCCAGAUGCCUAACCUCUUCACUGCAAAAGAUAAUUCAUAAAUAAUUUCAGAGUAAAUGAGUUCAUUCAGAUCUCAUAUUCAGUGCUUGAGCAACAUAGUAAUAAUCUAUCAUUGCACUCCUUUGUGUAGGGCAUUAAUAUAACUUACGCAGCAGCUUAGUUAGAAGGCCAUUAUCUAAACUUGCUCUUUAAACAAUGACAGGGUGUAAAUGAGUAUGCCAUACAAUAUAAAUUGUUAGGUUUCUAAAGCAUUUGUUACUAAGUUCGAAACUCUCUGGGCUACGGAUUUGCUUUUGUUGUUCUCUUUUUUUGUUAUUUUUCUUUGUUUUUUUUGUUGUCCUUUAAUAGUAAUAAAAACAAAUGCAAAUGUUUUAAUCAUGAUUGAGUUGAUUGAUCCUUGUACCAAACAAAAAUAUGUCCUUUGUAGUCUUCUGUUCUGAAAACAUCAAAUAAAAAUACAAUUGUAUCUUUUGUU
Molecule: messenger RNA, 4400 nt
Organism: Austrofundulus limnaeus
Lineage: Eukaryota; Metazoa; Chordata; Actinopteri; Cyprinodontiformes; Rivulidae
Gene: klhdc7a
Product: kelch domain containing 7A
Exons: 1
Coding region: 1262-3505 (747 amino acids)
Molecular function (GO): protein binding
Source: RefSeq, a predicted model, not a curated record